GACACAAAUUGCUUCUCUUAUCCCUCUAGACCAGUGAUGUGGGAGAUUAGAGGUAAUAUUAGAAGCAUCUUUGGAAGAUUCGGCACUGCCCUAGACCAUCUAUUAAAUGCAUCAUAUGAGGUCUUCAACAUUUCGCGCAAAAAGGUUUUCGGCGUUAAGCGUGAAAGGGUUUCAUCAUUUGAGUUUUUUGGAAGUCUUCAACAUUUCGCGCGAAAGUUCUUUUGGGUCUUUAGCAUUUCGCAUGAAAGUUCCUUAGAGGUUUUCAGCGUCGAUCACUUAGG
This is a messenger RNA of Funneliformis geosporum, 281 nucleotides long. NCBI's taxonomy places the organism in Eukaryota, Fungi, Glomeromycota, Glomeromycetes, Glomerales, Glomeraceae. The record is from the annotation of a GenBank genome assembly.